UAACUUAAGACGCAUUUGCAAGAGUUUAAAGUAACUUACAAUUAUUUAUUUUUCUCAUUUGCUUCAGUUUUCAGUUUUUUCUGAGCUUAACCAGUUAAGAAAACCACUAUUAUUAUCAGUUCUGCACUUCACAACACUGUUCUGGUUUUUGCGCUGUUUUUCCUGCAGUUGUUGCUGUCGCUUUUGAUUUUGGGUGCCAGACAGACGGAACAUGGCCAAAAAAGCACAAGAAAAGGUAACAGCCUCGCCCGUUGUACCCAUGGGCUACUCUCAGCUGCUCACCCAGGUGGCUGGCCACACAUUCGAAGCGAGCAACGCGGCAGCCGUCGGACUUCUCCAAGAUGCUGGCGAGGGCCGCGUUUUCAAGCCGCUCGGCAAACCUGAGUGCGGCGUGCGUGAACUCAAUUUCUAUGAGUCACUGGCGGCGGCAAUUGCGACACAAGCCAAUGCAGGCGCAGGUGCCAAUAACCUGAAUGGCACAGGUGAAGGGAAAUGCGAAACGGAUCAGUCACUGCUCGCCGCCUUAGCAGCUCACGUCCCCCGCUAUUACGGCCAACUCAAACUGGUUGUUAAUCAGCGUGAGCACACAUUUAUCAAAUUGGAAGAUUUGACACACGGCAUGGCCAAACCGUGUGUCAUGGAUGUAAAAAUCGGCCGACGCACCUGGGAUCCAUUGUCAUCGGCGCAGAAGCGCGCCAUCGAAGAGCAAAAGUAUGUGCUAUGCAAACAGAAUCUGGGCCUUUGCCUGCCCGGCUUUCAGGUCUAUUGCCCAGAUGAAGAGCAACCCGAACAAACUAUACUGAUUCGAAAGGGUCGAGACUAUGGCAAAAGUCUGGAUGUGAUGGGCUUUCAUAAGGCAUUGGCGCUUUUCUUCAAUGCCAACUGCAGCUCCAGCGAUAUACUUCUCCACGAGGUGCUCAAUCAGCUGCGGUCCAUACGCAACUGGUUUAAGCGACAGCGUUUACUUCACUUCUAUGCCAGCUCUCUGCUCAUCUGUUACGACUUCGAGCAGCUACAGAAAUUGGCCACAUCCAACUCCAAAGUGUCGCAGCACAACGGCUUCCAUGGGGAUGCCUCAGAUCCUAUCCCGCCCACCAAAUCAAAGCAAUGGAUACGCGUACGUUGCAUCGACUUUGCACACAUCUUCCCGGCCGAAGAUGCGCAACCGGAUCAUAAUUAUAUGUUUGGACUGCAGAGCCUCAUCGAUAUAGUCGAAGCGAUGCUCCAUCGAUAGCAGGCACCGAGAGACUCCUCAACCGCGGGUCCAACACACAUUUGUAUUAAUACUAAGCCAAAAGAUUAGAUCACAGCAGAGCUGUAAUUAACUAGUUGAAAAGAAAAGACCGUUUGGCAAACUUUAAUUACUUGAUAAAUCAAGUUUAAUUACCAUUACUUUACUAUUGCUCAGUAGCGAAGCCAAAAGUGAAAUACCAUUACUCAUUGAAUUAAAUAUGUAAUUGAAAAGUAAUUAACUAAUAACUGCAUACAAGUAGACUAAACUUUAA
Messenger RNA from Drosophila hydei, 1505 nucleotides. It is a transcript of the gene Ipk2, whose product is annotated as inositol polyphosphate multikinase. The record is from RefSeq and is a predicted model, not a curated record. The transcript has a single exon. Gene Ontology annotation, biological process: inositol phosphate biosynthetic process. Gene Ontology annotation, molecular function: inositol-1,4,5-trisphosphate 3-kinase activity; inositol tetrakisphosphate kinase activity. Lineage: Eukaryota; Metazoa; Arthropoda; Insecta; Diptera; Drosophilidae. The coding region runs from base 212 to 1234 and encodes 340 amino acids. Gene Ontology annotation, cellular component: cytoplasm; nucleus.